AUGCCUGUGCUAAAUGAGAAGAUUCCUUUUUAUGAAACAUUACUUAGACAGCUGAAAGAUGACAACCUAUCAAACACAGCCAAUAGUCUGGCCGCUGAACUAAAUGUAGAGGCCAAUAAUCUGGUUAAGAGUGACCAUUUAUAUUCUCUAUACUCUAAAUAUGGAUACAACCAAUCAUCGGAAGGAUUUAAUGAGCCUUCUAAGCUAAAUGCAUUACUAGAGAGUAUCCACGGCGGCAAUUAUGGGAGUGACGAUAGUUGUAUACCUGAUCUCAGUGAGAAGGUCUUGGAUAAACAGAUACAACAGAGAUCCCAAUUAGCCCAGGGAUCCCCAAAAUGGCUAACUGUUUGGAUAACUGGCGAAUUUGCUAUGCAAUCAGCAUGUUUAUCCUCGGCAAUUUCAAGUGAUUCCAGGCUUUUGGCCGUGGGAGGUGUUGGAGGAUUGGCCACAGUUACACCUUUAGUGGAAGAGACAAAAAGGAGUAAGAGGAAACCUUCUCCAGAGGGAGGAACCACAGUUGUUGGACAUACGGGUAAUGUCACUGCCCUUUCAUUCCACCCACACAAGCCGUUGCUCAUUUCCGGCGGAGAGGAUAAUCGCAUUUUGUUGCACGAAAUAUCAGCCUUUGGUGUGGUGCAACGGGUAAACAUAAUUAAACAUAUAAGGGAAGUAUCAAUAAUAAAUUCCCUAUGCGUCCACCCUUGCGGCGAUUUCGUGUUGGCAGGGACCAGUAGCUCCAUUUUGAGGAUGUAUGAUUUGGCUUCUGGAAAAUGUUAUACAUGUGCUAAUGCUUGGGGACAACAUGAGCCUGGAGGAAUAAACGGGGUGGCAGUGACAAUAGGCGGCGCCAUGAUAGCAACAGCGGGGCAGGAUGGUGUAAUAAAGGUUUGGGAUGCAAAGUCACUUUCACCAAUACAUUCAUUUGCCCAGUCUCACCGCGGAUUUGGUGUACAAAAUGUAUCUUUCGAUGCUAGCCAAAAUUACAUACUAUCAUCGGGUCUCGAUGGCGUUACUAGGCUUUGGGAUUUGAGAAAACAAAGACAGGUGAUAUCCGUUGGCGGAAGGAUACCAAGGCCUUGCAUUGCCAAUCUGGCAAUAUUUCUUCAGGAUCAAAGGAUGAUUGGAGUGGCAUCUGUUUACCAAGGGGUGCCAAAUUCAGCGGCUCAAUUCUACAGUGAACUGCAAAUACAUUCAUUAUUAGAUGGUAGUGUAACACUGAAUUUAAGCGAAGCUCAUAGUGUUUAUCCAGUUUGGAGCAUUAAUACUUACUGCGACGAGCUGAGUUUGAUCACAUGUUCUGAUGAUGGCACUACGCGAACUUUUAGGUUAUUGGAGGCGUAA
This is a messenger RNA of Babesia microti strain RI, 1341 nucleotides long. RefSeq names its product Cleavage stimulation factor subunit 1. Gene Ontology annotation, biological process: mRNA 3'-end processing. The transcript has 8 exons. Bases 1 to 1341 code for a protein of 446 amino acids. Gene Ontology annotation, cellular component: mRNA cleavage stimulating factor complex. Gene Ontology annotation, molecular function: RNA binding; protein binding. Lineage: Eukaryota; Apicomplexa; Aconoidasida; Piroplasmida; Babesiidae. The record is from RefSeq and is a predicted model, not a curated record.